CUAUCUUCCGCCACUCCGACGCCUGCAAACAAUACACCAACAUGCCCGGCGGCGCUGUCGUCACUACCACCUUCAACCCAGAGAGGGUUGAGGCGCCCGUCACAAUCAAGGCCUACCUGCUCUGUGUGUUCGCAUCCUUUGGCGGUAUCUUCUUUGGUUAUGACUCGGGUUACAUGAACGGUGUGCUCGGCAUGAACUACUUCAUCAGCCUCCACACUGGCCUCCCCAUACCUGGAGCCAACGCCACUGCCGCCGAGACCGCCGCCUUUGCCCUCCAGGCUUGGCAAAAGUCUCUGAUCACCUCGGUCCUUUCCGCCGGUACCUUCUUCGGCGCAAUUAUCGCCGGUGACCUCGCCGACUACUUUGGUCGCCGUAUCACUAUCAUCUCAGGCUGCAUCGUAUUCACUGUCGGCUGCAUUCUUCAGGUGGCCUCUUCGACUGGUCUCGGCCUCAUCGUCGCCGGUCGUCUGAUCUCGGGCUUCGGCGUCGGUUUCAUUUCGGCCAUCAUCAUUCUCUACAUGUCCGAGGUCGCCCCCCGCAAGGUCCGCGGUGCCAUUGUCUCAGGUUACCAGUUCUGUGUCACCAUCGGUCUGCUCCUGGCUUCGUGUGUCUGCUACGCCACGGAGAACAGGUCCGACUCUGGCUCUUACCGCAUCCCCAUCGCCGUUCAGUUCCUCUGGGCCCUUGUCCUCGGUACCGGUCUCGCCUUUCUCCCCGAGUCCCCUCGUUGGUACGUCAAGAAGGGGCGCGUCGAUGCCGCUACCCGCUCCCUCUCUCGCAUCCGUGGUCAGCCCGGGGACUCGAUCUACAUCCAGGAGGAACUGGCGGAGAUCCUGGCCAACAAUGAGUACGAGCAGGAGAUGAUCCCCACCACCAACUACUUCAAUUCUUGGCUCGCCUGUUUCACAGGCGGUCUCCGUAACCCAGGCUCUAACCUCCGACGCACUAUCCUCGGUACCUCGCUCCAGAUGAUGCAGCAGUGGACAGGUGUGAACUUCAUCUUCUACUUCGGCACUACAUUCUUCCAAUCCCUGGGCAGCAUCUCCAAUCCCUUUCUCAUGUCACUCAUCACGACACUCGUGAAUGUCUGCUCUACUCCGCUCUCAUUUUGGACCAUUGAGCGAUUCGGUCGUCGUCCUCUCCUCAUCUGGGGUGCCCUUGGCAUGCUCAUCUGCGAGUUCAUCUGUGCCAUCAUCGGCGUCACCAAGGGCUCUGACCCGUCGGCGGUCAAGGCCCAGAUCUCCCUCAUCUGCAUAUACAUCUUCUUCUUCGCGUCGACUUGGGGUCCGGGCGCCUGGGUCAGUAUCGGAGAGAUCUUCCCUCUCCCCAUUCGUUCGCGUGGCGUCGCCCUAUCCACUGCCUCCAACUGGCUCUGGAACUGCAUUAUCACCGUUAUCACCCCCUACAUGGUGUCGACCGACGAGGGCAACCUCGGCUCACGAGUCUUCUUCGUCUGGGGCUCGACCUGUAUACUCUGCUUCUUCUACGCCUACUUCCUCGUCUGGGAGACCAAGGGCCUCACCCUCGAGCAAGUUGACCGUAUGAUGGAGGAGGUCAGAAACCCCAUCAAGUCCGCUGGCUGGAAACCACACUCGACCUUCGCUGCCGGCAUGGGUCUCGACAUGACGGGCAAGACCCCUUCCGAGAAGGUACACCCGGGGGAGAACCCGCAUAUCGGCGCUGGUCCUCACGCUCUCCAGGAGGAGGUAGCCCUCGACGUCAAUCCGGCCGCGGCUAAUCAGGUC
Molecule: messenger RNA, 1745 nt
Organism: Saitozyma sp. JCM 24511
Lineage: Eukaryota; Fungi; Basidiomycota; Tremellomycetes; Tremellales; Trimorphomycetaceae
Source: the annotation of a GenBank genome assembly